Paramecium sonneborni is the source of this 722-nucleotide messenger RNA. NCBI's taxonomy places the organism in Eukaryota, Ciliophora, Oligohymenophorea, Peniculida, Parameciidae. The record is from the annotation of a GenBank genome assembly.
AUGCAACAGUACAUUUAAUCAAAAAUAUACUUAGAUUUAUUCAGAUGCUAGAAUUAAAAUUAAAAUUGUAAUUCAAAAAUUUUGAUCUUAAGAACUAAAUGAUUAAUGUUGAAUUAAUUGAAGAAUAUAAGAUUUAUCUCUAAUAUUAAACAGGUCCAAUUAGUAAUUUAUUCCCUUUUGAACUAAAUAACAUUACGGAUGUUAACAAGCUAUCCUCAUAAUUAUAUGAUAAAAUUGGCUUAAUUUUACCAGCAAAUUACUUCAUAACUAUUUCUAAAAUAAAGGCAGAUGACCUUUUUGUUUAUCUCAAAAUUGAAAAGAAAACCAUUAAUAAAUUUAAGAUUUUAUUGAGACUAAUAUUAUCUAUUGUUGAAAUUAUGAAAUCAAAUUAAUUACUACUCAAAUUCCAUUUAAAAAGAUAUAAAAUUUUUGAAUAACCUGAUUUAAUAAAACCUUUCAGAAAUUUUUUAUUAAUUAUCAUUUAAGAGAUAGAUAUCGAUUACAAUUAUUUGUUAAGAAAUUUAUCUAGUUUCUAAUAAUCUUAAAGUUAAUUAUUUAUUUUCAAACUUUCUUUUGAUUAUGCUUAUAUUAAUGAAAUAAAAGUUCUAUUAAGCUAUAAGCUUUUGGAUUUUGAUUUAAACAAAAAUAUUUUGUAGAAAUUAUAAGAACUGAUGAUUAAAUAAAAUAGAUUUAUUCUAUUGCUUAUAGAUACAAAAUUUUGA